UAACUUUUUAAUUUAAAAUUGUUAAAAAAAACACCGAAAACAGUUUAGUACAUAUCAAGUAAACUGCGCGAACUUCUUGCGCAUCGAACGAAAUCUUCAAUGCGCCGACUCACAGCAGUUUAUUUGGAGACGAUUGAACUAUUCUAAAAAUGUCAGUUCUUGGUUCUCGUAUUUCGUUUUAGUAUCGCCAUUUUGAAGUUUAAGAAGUCGCAAAUAUAUCCACGAACAUCCGUCAUUCGGCGGAAUUUUAAACAAAAAACUCGACUAUUUAAAUUUCGGCUGGUGUACUCGAUAUAAUAAUAUAGGUAUUUCGGUGAUAGUUACGAGAACAAGUGAAGUUGACAGUUUUGUUUUGAUCAGUUAGCGACCAAACUAAAAAUGGCGUGUGCAACAUUGAAGAGAUCUUUGGACUGGGAGCCCGUGCUGGGAGGCCGACCGGCCAAACGGCGACGAUGCGUACCCUUCUGUUCCAGCCCUACGCAAAGCGGCAUAGGAUCUCCGGGCCCGUCGACUAGCCCCAGUGGCUCGUCUUCUCCCAAGAGCUCGGUGUUUCCAGACGUUAAAAAAAUGACCGCUGAAAACCUUAUUGAUAGUCUCAAAGCAGAAAUAAAAAGAUUACAAAAGCGUAAGCAAUUAAACUACAAUAGUAUGGAAACAUCGGACGGCAGUAGUUCAGGUGGCGAAUCUUGCGAAUCUCCUUGUCGUUCGGACAAACCUUUAUUUACGUUUAAACAGGUUGGCCUGAUAUGCGAACGUAUGCUUAGAGAACGCGAAAUAGAAAUAAGAGAGGAAUACGACAAUGUUCUGACAGCCAAACUUGCCGAACAGUAUGACGCCUUUGUUAAAUUCACAUACGAUCAAAUCCAUAGAAAUUAUACCAAUACGCAAGUACCCAGUUACCUAUCAUAAGGUGCGAGGAAGCCGAGGUCGUUUUAGUGCUAUGCCCUAGCUACAUUUUACGUCAUUUAGCAUCGUUUAUAUACAUUCACCUACUUACAUACUGAAGGCAAAACAACAAAAUCAUUUAUAGAUAUAAUAUUGCCUGUCGGAAGAUGCCUUAGAAAUGUAUUUAUUAAUAUAAACGUAACCAUACUUCUUGCUGGCAAACAAUUGUAUAUAUUAAUAUUAUACCAUUUUUUUGUAAUAUGUAUUUUAAGAGUAUGCAUUAUUAUAUACUUGUUAUUUUAUUUCACUUGUACAUAUUUUUCUUUGGUGAAUCCAAAUGAUUUGAGGUAAAUUUAUGUGUCGUUUGUAGUGAUCGUUUAGAAUUAGCAUGAAGCGGUUAAACUAUUUCAAAAAGAUCGAUUACUAACCAAAAGUGUAUUGUAUGACAACUGUGGUGUUAAAAACUUUGCACAUUUACUAGUUCUGUGAGCUUACACUGUACUUUUAUUUCUCAUUUAAUUUUAAAAUUAGCCUACAAAUAUUCAUUUAAUUAUAAUUUAUUUGGAUUCCUAAUUAUUCUUUGGUACUAUUUGAUUUUCUUUAAUUUAUUAUUUUAGUUUUCAGCUUUUCCCUUGUUCUAAUUUAUUCACACGCCAUUUACUUCUGCUUUCUAAUGCAUACUCUAAUAAAAUUAGCGUUUUUAUAAUUUUCUUACAAAAAAAAAGAAAAGCCCAUUAAACUUUUUCCUCAUAGUUGUCAUUGUUCAACAAAUUUAUAAUGAAAGCCUAUAUUUAAUCUCAGGGAAUUAUUUUUUCUCUGAAAAAAAUUGCUUCGUUCUGUGUGUAAUCCAAGUACUUUUCGCACCAGAGUAUUCAAGUUUAUGGAUAAUUUAGGUUUCAUGAGACUGUGUAGUUCGGAAAAAUUAAUUUUAGUCAUAAGGCAGGCUUUAUAAAACCGGGUUUAAUUCGUAAAGUUGUUACCUCUUCACAGUGUUAAAUGGACUGAUUUUAGCUGUAUAUGAGGACUGAAUAUUGACAACAUUCCUUCAAGGAAAUUUUAACGAUUUCAAUGUAUAAAGACGGAAAAAAUGUAAUAAUAUCUAGAUGCGGAUUUCUUUUUUCUACUUAUCAAUAUUGUUUUAGUUUACAAGAUUUUGACUGCAAAAGCGGGCCUAAGGUGAUGUUCUUGUUUAUAAAUGUUAUUUAAUUGAUUUCUACAUAAUGUAAUAGUAAAAUUUGCAAGGUAAUUAAUGUUUGUAAAAUUUUUCUGACUGAUUGUAAAUGAAUUAUUUGCUGGAGAAGGUGUAAUCAAACCUGAAAGCAAUAAACCUUUUGUAUCCUAGUUGUAAGAACUUGAUAGCGUUUUUAUAUUUAUUAAAAGAUAAUUUAUAAUUUUAACUCGAUUUUAGGACCUGCUUAUGUGAUAUGUUCAUUAGCAGCAAAUAAAAUUUUGUAGUAUUUUAUUGAUCACAGCUCGGCCAUUUAAUUUUUCACUGUAAAUGCAAUUGCGCAACUACUCAUUAUUUAGUUUCUAUGAGUUAUUGGCUGUAUCAGUAGAAUUGAGACCUUUGAGCAAUUUAAUUGCUGGAUGGUAUUUUUCUGUCUUUAAAAUAAAUAGAACCUAAGUCUGCUUGUUUGUUACUCGUAUGAUGGUCUCCCAAGAGAUCCAAAUUUAUAAACAUUGGAUAUUACCGGUUUAAUUUUUGUUUUGUCAAAUACAUAGUUGAAAAAUCAUCAAAGAAUUGAAGAGUGUAUUUGAGAAUAAUAAUUAAUUUCUCGCAUCGAUUGUAAUGGUUUUUCAACUAAAUUAGUAUAUAAUUUGUAGUUAAUAAUAGCUAAGGAAGUCGAUAUAAAUAUACCUUGUUUUUUUAUUAAUUAAAAUUUCCUAAUUUGUAACUUAUUGUUUUAUUGGGUGAUUCGCUACAUUACAUAAUGCAAUUUCUAUUAUCUCAUGAUAAUUUGUUUGCGUAUUUUUUGUAGAUCACUUCGAUUCUAGCGGUAAGUCGAAUUCUCAUUCGUUAGUCUUAAGCUAUAUGUAUGUAGGUACUUUUUUUUCGCUUCGUGUGAACACCAAGUGGCUUUUUAUUUAUUUAGCAUAUUCUCUAAGAUUUAGUUUCUGUUACAAAACUUUGUUUACCUCUUUUUAAACGAAAUAUUAGUUAACGAUAAGAAUUAGAAUUAAUUUGUUAAAAAGUCUUAUGAUAUUUAAUAAAAAAGGGCUUAUAAUUUU
This is a messenger RNA of Phyllotreta striolata, 3114 nucleotides long. NCBI's taxonomy places the organism in Eukaryota, Metazoa, Arthropoda, Insecta, Coleoptera, Chrysomelidae. The record is from the annotation of a GenBank genome assembly.